AUGGCUCGACUCGUCUUCGCGAGUUUAUUUUUGCAAUUGGCAUUGAUUGCAUUGCUACUGGCGGUCUUAUCACAUUCAGUUAACACUAAAAUUGCAACACCGACUAUGAAUGACACAUCACUUUGGUCAUGGACGGAUACGUACGGCGGCUACUAUCAAAAUAUCGUAGACAACUAUACACUUCACCUAUUGCCUGAUUAUAUUGUUGUACAACCGAUGACACGUGAUACGAAAGAAUUUCUUGUUAUCGAUCGAACACAUGAAGAUAUUCAAAUACAUUCUACAUUGCCGAAUACUGAUGGUGCCAUACGCCGAUCAAUACAUGGAAUCAUUGGACUCAUCAAUCUUAUAUCCGGCCCAUAUCUAAUUGUGAUCACUUCUAAAGUUCGCGUAGGUGAUAUCAACGGACAGGCAAUCUAUAAAGUCCAAACAACCGAUAUCAUUCCAUAUGCAAGAAAUAUGUCUCACUUAAAUGAACAUCAAUUGAAGUAUAACACGAAAUAUUUAUCUAUGAUUGAACUUGUUCUGAGAACUGAAGCUUUCUAUUUCUCAUACACAUAUGACAUAACUCAUACAUUUCAACGACUUCAAACAUCACCGCCCGAUUUUCAUUCGAUACCAUUUGUAGAACGUGCCGAUCAACGUUUUGUUUGGAAUCGAUAUUUACUUAGUCAAUUUCUAACCAAUCGAGCAACGGCACGAUUUGCUCUACCAAUUAUUCAUGGAUUUGUUGCAUUACAUACAUUUAACAUCAAUGGUCAUUCAUUCAUUUACGGUGUAAUUUCACGGCGAAGUACCUACCGAGCUGGUACACGAUUGUUCAUUCGUGGUAUUGAUGAUGAAGGUCGAGUAGCGAAUUUUGUGGAGACAGAACAAAUUCUUCAACUAGAUGAUAUUGCUUGUUCAUAUGUACAGACACGUGGUUCCGUCCCUUGCUUUUGGGCUCAACUACCUGAUCUUCGAUACAAACCAAAAGUGACCGUAUUACCGUCGACUAACCAUAUGGGUGCUUUUCGACAACAUUUUGAAGAGCAAGAACGUUGGUAUGGUCGACAAUUUCUUAUUAGUCUUACAAAUCAUCAUGGUGCAGAAGGUAGAUUGAAUGCAAAAUAUCGAGAAUUAUACGAAGCAAGUCAAAACUCUUAUCUCAAAUUUGAAGAUUUUGACUUCCACAAAGAAUGUGCUGGUAUGCGUUAUGAUCGAUUGACCAUUCUUCUCGCGCGUAUCAUUGCUGAUCAAGAUGACUAUAGUUAUUUUGCAAUGAAUAAAGAUGGUUCUCUACAAUCAUUACAAACGGGUGUAUUUCGCACAAACUGUGUCGAUUGCCUCGACCGAACCAAUGUUGUACAGACAUUACUUGCGAGACGUGUAUUAGAACAACAAUUAAAGCACUAUAACGUCAUUAAAUAUAAUGAAACAAUUGACUCCUACAAACAAUUGAGUACUAUGUUUAAAAAUAUUUGGGCUGAUAAUGCCGACGUAAUUAGUCUUCAGUAUGCUGGAACUGGUGCUUUGAAAACAGAUUAUACGAGGACUGGUCAACGAUCGGCAAUGGGUUUGCUUAAAGAUGGUUACAAUUCUUGUAUGCGUUACGUCUUAAAUAACUUUUUUGAUGGUUUUCGUCAGGAUGGCAUUGAUCUGUUUUUGGGUAAUUAUCGUGUGGCAUCUGACGAAGGUCGCACACCGGAAUCGUGUCCAAUUAGUAAAGAAAUUAGUAAAAAAUAUCUGGUUCUACCAGUGACAAUGUUUCUUGCCUUGUCCAUGUGUAUCAUCAGCUUGUUGAUACCGUCGUCAUCCUUUCGCGAACAAAUCACUUACGUUCUCUUUUGGGGCGCGGCGACCAUUUCGACAUUGGCAAUAACGAUUUUCUGGGGCCAAGAAUUAGUCGAUGCCCCGAAGCUCUACUCCAAAACAAGUUACAUCGAUCGAAUAGGAGAGACUUUCCGAAUGACGAUUAUUGACAAAUUGAAAUCGUUACUUCACAUCACGCCAACCUAUGAUCCAUCAUUAACUGUUCGAAAUAUUGCAUAUUUUUCUGGCGUUGAUGCUCAUGUGAACAAUAAAUUAGAUAUAUUCCUUCCUGCUGGACGGGCAAAUUCAGUACAAACGUUCACUGCUCAAACCGAAAUCGACCGAAGACGCAUUCCGGUCAUCGUUCAUGUGCAUGGCGGUGGAUGGGUUCGUGGUAGUCGGACAAGUGAAGGGCGUGGCGGUCCAACCGUCGGACGAACUUGUGCGCAAGAAGGCUUUGUUGGUGUCGUUAUAUCCUAUCGAUUAGCUCGAAUCUCUCUCAUCUCCUACCUUGCUUGGUCGUUGAUUUUCGGUCUGGUUAUCAUAAUUGUCGGCAUUGGUCUACUUUCGUGGCAACUGAUCGCUGGCUAUGUGGCAUUUAUGGCUGUUGCGUACGGAUAUAACUUUUUCUAUAAAGUUCGCAAACCUGUAAAUAUUGAUCAUAUGAUGGAUGAUAUCUCACGUGCACUUAUUUAUGUUCGCGAUCAUAUUCAGGAGCACUGUUCAGAUGCAGAUCCCAACCAGAUAUUUCUUUCCGGUCAUUCUGCUGGUACACAUUUGAUUAGUUUGCUUGUGCUAGAUAAAUCUCAUCUUCAACGUCAUCAUUUUCCACUAUCUUGUAUCCGUGGAGUGAUUGCCACAAGCGGAAUUUACAGUCUAGCAAAUCCCACUCAUGAUUCACAUAACAAUAUUCGUAGUUGGAUUUUUAAAAUACUUUACUCCAGUAAUCUGAUCUACCCAAAAGGUAAAACGAUGAAAGAUUAUUCGCCAAUCGAAUAUAUCAAAGAAGGCGAUGAUCUGCCACCUUUUCUUAUUCUCUCCGCACGCUAUGACAUGGGUCUCGAAGUCGAUGGCAAGCGUUUCUAUGAACGAUUUCGAGCCUGUCGACAAUCUGCUGACUAUCAUGUUGUCAGUGGUUCACAUGGAAGUAUUGCGUCGAAUUUCGCCAAAAACGACGCACGAAAAUACUUUUUCCAAUUUAUUCAUCAACAUAUGACUUAG
Adineta ricciae is the source of this 3012-nucleotide messenger RNA. NCBI's taxonomy places the organism in Eukaryota, Metazoa, Rotifera, Eurotatoria, Adinetida, Adinetidae. The record is from the annotation of a GenBank genome assembly.